GUGGGGGAGAGUGGAGGGAGGCAGCAGAGCAGCAGUGAGAGGAGCAGCGGCCACACGAGAGGAGGGAGACAGUGUACACUCUGACCCACACCACCACCACCAAGGACAACACCAUCACUAUGUCAGCAGCACACUUGAGGCACCUGGUGGGUGUGGCGGUGCUCUUCACCACACUACACUAUGGCUCUGCUGCGACCUGCAGUACCGAGAACAUUUUUGGACAAACCAGUUACAUGACGUGUCCACAGUUAACAGAUGCACAAGAUAAAGUGUACUGCUGUGGAACCAAGAGAAGUCGCUACUGUUGUGACACCCCAUAUGGAGUUGAUGAUGAAGUUCUCAAGCAAUUUGCUGACAAAGCAGCAUUGGCUCUGGCCCAGGUGCAAGCUAGCCCCAUGGUGCCCACAACUGUAGAAGAUCGAGGUGAUCGGUCUAUCACGGGUCGCAUCAAAGUGAAGCUCAAUGCCACACUUAAUGCUGUAAAGGAUGGUGUUAAAAUACGCAUUCAGAGAGUUAAAGAGGCAAUCAAAAGGAAAAUAAAAAAUAAGGCGGCUAACGUAGCUGCAGUGUCUCUGGCUCAGGUACAGCCAAGUCCUGAGGUAGCCAAGACUGUUGAAGAUCAAGAAGGUGUUCGCUCAACUGUGGAUCGCAUCAAAGUGAAGCUCAAUGAUACUGUUACUGCUGCAAAGGACAAAGUUAAAGAAAAAGUAGGCAUUGACAAGGUCAAAGAUAAAAUAAAAGAAAAGGUCAAAGACAAAGUAAAAGAAAAGGCAGCUAAAAAACUGGACCCAACGGGUGGGCAUAUAAAGUCACUUCCAGUGAUUCUUGGAGUUAUUGGUGCACUGAUUUUAGGUUUGAUUGCCAUAUGCAUUGUUUGCUGCUGCUGUUGCCCCUUCUGCCUCCUUCACAAGCACCGCAACCAAGGAACGGUCCAUCAACCAAAACCUGAAGCUUCAGUGAUGCAGCCACUCCAGAGCCAACCACAGCCAUAUCCAACACAAGCUGGAUAUGCACCACAACCAGGCUAUGCCCCUCAACCUGGAUACCCACCACAGCCAGGCUACCCCCAGCAGCAGCCAUACCCAACACAGCCCUACCCACCUGCAGGUUACCCAGCUGACCAGCCUCCAGCCUACUCUGAGAAGCAGUUGGCAUACAACCCCAACUACCAGUAAUGUUGACCAUCUUUACACUGAUGCACAUACUCAGAACUCGUCAACUGCACCAUCUGCUAUUGGCUAGUUCAUGUAAAUUUAAAGAAUUUUGUGAUGGACUGUUUUUAUGCAUGUAUCGACGUGUGGUUCUCCCACGAACUUUAGCUACAUAUCACUUUAACAGAAGCAAGUGUUUUAAAGACCUUUUUAUUUGUGUCGACAUUGUGCAUAUAUAAAAGAUCUGAAAAUGCAAAUGAUAAUGCUGUGUAAACAUUCAGGCUGUCAUUGAUUUUUUGUAUUAAUGUGGGUAAAUAUGAGCUGGAACUAAAUGUGUUCUCAAAACUUCAAUAUUAUUGCAUGGUUAAACUGUUCAACAUUUUUUUGUUCAGUGGGGGAGGGCGGGUGUCUGACAAGUUUAAUACUUUCAUAUGUUAAUAUCAGUCGGAGUAUCAUUUAGUUUUUUGUAAAUUAGUACAGUAUCUAGAAUUGAGAAUAACAGUUGAGAGGUAUCAGUGCAACUAUUUUUAUAAAUUAACUAUGAAUCAGCAACAUGUAAAUGAAGUUGAUAUAUUAUGGAAUAUACCUUGUAAUAUAUGUACUGUACAGGGUGUCCCUGAAUUGGCUAUCUAUUUCUAUGAUAUUGGACGAAUAUUAUUAAAACCUACAUAAUUUAAUAUUACCUUAUUUGAAUAUAAAACGGAUAGCUUUAUAGAUAUGUCAAAACUUUAUAGAGAACUUUCAACAUGUGUUUCAUCUGAAUCCCUUUCAGAUUUAACCUUAGUGUUGUGAAACACAUUUUGCACUAAUCCACUUCAUUUAAAUUUCAAGUUUACGAAUCAGUUUCUGUAAGAAUAGUUCUUGAAAUUUUGUUGUAAAUUUUUCUCUGAUUUCGUUAUCGCAAUCCUUUGAUACGGGAUGUCACAAUAAAGGUUUGUUGUUGUGCAUUCAUUAUUAGGGUUCUCUCUCAAAAUAAUAAUAAUUUAUAAAUAUUUACAUUUAUAACACAAAACAUGAUAAACAUGAGUUUUUUUUUUUUUAUUCAUAAAAUUUCAUAGAAAUAGAUAGCUAAUUCUGGGACACACUGAAUUUCCCAUUACUUGUUUGUAUUAUGUAUCUUAUGGUGGAAACAUUAUUUAAUCACUACUGUGGGCUGCAUGCCAAUAAUAUAUUUUAAAGCUUAGACAAAAAUGUAUUAAGUGUGUAUAGAAUGAAGUUGUGCUCUUGGUGGUGAUCAUCAUUGCAUGUGCAGGGUUACCCAGUGUUGAGGACCUGCACGUGGUGGUGAUCACUGUUGCACGGUGCUGUGGGGUUACCCAGUGUUGAGGACCAGCACGUGGUGGUGAUCAUUGUUGCACGGUGCUGCGGGGUUACCCAGUGUUGAGGACCAGCACGUGGUGGUGAUCAGUGUUGCACGGUGCUGCGGGAUUACCCAGUGUUGAGGUCCAGCACGUGGUGGUGAUCACUGUUGCACGGUGCUGCGGGAUUACCCAGUGUUGAGGUCCAGCACGUGGUGGUGAUCAUUGUUGCACGGUGCUGCGGGAUUACCCAGUGUUGAGGUCCAGCACGUGGUGGUGAUCAUUGUUGCACGGUGCUGCGGGAUUACCCAGUGUUGAGGUCCAGCACGUGGUGGUGAUCAUUGUUGCACGGUGCUGCGGGAUUACCCAGUGUUGAGGACCUGCACGUGGUGGUGAUCAUUGUUGCACGGUGCUGCGGGAUUACCCAGUGUUGAGGUCCAGCACGUGGUGGUGAUCAGUGUUGCACGGUGCUGCGGGGUUACCCAGUGUUGAGGACCUGCACGUGGUGGUGAUCAUUGUUGCACGGUGCUGCGGGGUUACCCAGUGUUGAGGACCAGCACGUGGUGGUGAUCAGUGUUGCACGGUGCUGCGGGAUUACCCAGUGUUGAGGACUUGCACGUGGUGGUGAUCAUUGUUGCACGGUGCUGCGGGAUUACCCAGUGUUGAGGUCCAGCACGUGGUGGUGAUCAGUGUUGCACGGUGCUGCGGGAUUACCCAGUGUUGAGGACCUGCACGUGGUGGUGAUCAUUGUUGCACGGUGCUGCGGGGUUACCCAGUGUUGAGGACCUGCACGUGGUGGUGAUCACUGUUGCACGGUGCUGCGGGGUUACCCAGUGUUGAGGACCUGCACGUGGUGGUGAUCAGUGUUGCACGGUGCUGCGGGGUUACCCAGUGUUGAGGACCUGCACGUGGUGGUGAUCACUGUUGCACGGUGCCAUGGAGGUUACCCAGUGUUGAGGACCAGCACGUGGUGGUGAUCACUGUUGCACGGUGCCAUGGAGGUUACCCAGUGUUGAGGACCUGCACGUGGUGGUGAUCACUGUUGCACGGUGCUGCGGGGUUACCCAGUGUUGAGGACCAGCACGUGGUGGUGAUCACUGUUGCACGGUGCUGCAGGGUUACCCAGUGUUGAGGACCUGCACUUGGUGGUGAUCACUGUUGCACGGUGCUGCGGGGUUACCCAGUGUUGAGGACCAGCACGUGGUGGUGAUCACUGUUGCACGGUGCCAUGGAGGUUACCCAGUGUUGAGGACCUGCACGUGGUGGUGAUCACUGUUGCACAGUGCUGCAGGGUUACCCAGUGUUGAGGACCUGCACUUGGGCCAUGAUUGCUAAUGAUUUUAGUUUUGUUUUUUUACUUUAAACCUUCUCUGUUCUGUUUGACAUAUUUUUCCUGCAUGCCUUCAAAGUUGCUGCCUUUUUUUUCCAUCCAUUUUAUAAUUUUAUUACAGAAUAAGCUCUCUAAGCAACUUUAUUUUUUACGUUAACAAUAUCGGUAAAUUAACUUGACUCUCCAUCUUGAAAUACUAUGUCUGUUUCAUAUCUUAUAUUAUUGUACAGUAACCAUAUAUUUUGUUAAUGUGUGCAAAGAAUAGUUUGCUAGGUUAGAAGUGUAAGGAAUUAUGACAUUUUCAAUAGUAUAGCCUUGAUUUAAGAGGAAAAUGUUGCUAGUGAGCAUUAUGCUAUGUACAUCACAAUUCAGUAGGAUCGCUCGUGCAAAGCUUUCCACUCACCGUAGUCGUGACACUUCUUGCAUUCCUCACCAUCAGUCGCUGCACAAAUAUGAAUUUCUCAACUUUAGAAUAUCACUUAUAUUGAUGUUAGAAUUUUGUAAUACUGUUAUUAGACAAAAUUGGAAACUAUUUUCUUUUAUGUAUUUUCUGUAUUAUGUAAAUAGAGGUAUUUCACAGAUCACCUUGUUUGAUACACUUUCCCGGUUCACUGUGGACUGAAGUCUUACUCGUAACAUUUUGCAUUCUUUAACACUGGUCGAGCCAAUGCAUAGGAUGUUUUAGCAAAUGUUUUGACCCUUUUGCAGUUUAGGGUAUUAAAUGUGCAAUCAUUUGGCUGUCAUGUUAAAAGAGGAAUUGGGUAAUGAAACGUGUUGAAUGUAGAAGACGUCUUUCGGAAACUGAGACGUUCAUUCUGCUCACCGAUCCUCUGUACGAUUAGUAUAUCCCCAAGAUUUUGCAUAUCUUCAUAUCUAAGAAAAUUAAGGAUUUUUUGUUAUCAAUCCAGAGAAGUUUGUGUUGCAUUAAUCUGAGAUUUUCAUUUAAUUUUGUUUCCCUUGUGAUAAAUUGUUGCUUAAAACAUAGCAAAGCCUAUCAAUAGGACUUAACAGUUUCUGAUCUAUCUUUCCCCCCCCCUGCCUUCCCAAAAAUGUUUUAUUUAAUUUUUGCAUCAUUAACUUGUCUAUUUUUCAAUUUGCCACAUUAUUUAAUAAGUCUUGCAUUUGUAAUGUACCCAUUUCCACAUUGGCCACAAUUGUCUACCCCUUGACGUAAGUACGCUCAAGAUUUACAACAAAUGGGGUCAACUUUUUAAUUAGGUAGUGUAGUUCAUAAACCUUAUAGGACUCACUAGAUAUGUGGUACAGUACAGUAUGUGUUUACUCAGAUCUUGAAAGUUUUCAAUGGUUACCCUCCUAACUUAGAUUUACUGUCCUCCCAGAUGUGACUUCCUCAGUCACAUCUUUGUACUAGAGAUGCAAGUAUUAUCUCCUGUAAGUUUGUAUGAUUAUAUAAAGUUCUUGUUUAUUCAAGGAUAAUACAAGAUCUUUGUUAAAGGCACGAGGUAAUGAAAAAUUUGUUUUGUAGCAUCUUAAGUAACAGCUUUUCUCCAAUUUCACAUUUAAUUUUUUUUAUUUAUUUAACAAUUUUCACAUUUGUUAAAAUAAUAUACGGGUUAGAUUACUUUAUGGAAAGUUCCUCUGCAGUUGUGUGAUUGCAACAGGAUUUUAAUUUGAGGAUAAGUGUUAAGUGUUACCUUGUUAAUGUUAAAUGUAAUCAUUGCAACUGUAGCUAUGGGAUAAAACCUGUAUGAAAUAUUACUGCCAUUUAUUGUUCUCAUAAAUACCUUUACACGCUAAUAUACGCAUGCAUUAUUCUAAAUACAUUAAAUGCAGUUUGAUGUACUAGUGUAUACUCCACACUUCUGAGUGCACAAGUGAGUACAUGCAGUAUGCAUGCCAUACAUGAUGCUGCAUAAUAACAGGCAUGCAAGUAUUGGCGUGUUUACACUGCCUCUGUGUUAAUGUCUACGUUCACAUACACUGUAUGUACAGUAAUUCAGUAUUGCCGACUUGUUCCCACUUUAUCACCUAUGUCUUUAGACUUUUUGUUUGUUUAUACAAGUAAUAUCUAAAUUAGUCAAUGUUAGACUGUAGCUAUAUUAUUUUUGUAUUGACAUGUUAAUGUGUAAACGAAACCAUGGAAGAAAAGAUUCGUUGUAAUAGCGACGUUCUGAUGUCGCAGAUUGUGUAAUGAAAGCAAUUUUCAAUACUUAUUCUCUAAAGAUGAAAUUAUAUGUGUGAAUUAAGUUUCCUUUAAUGAUUGUAUUGAUAUAAAAUUUCAAGUUAAUAAAAGAUAAAAUUUUAAAGAAUGUCUAAUAAUCAUAUGGAACUAUAGUCUUAUUUAAUACUUUUAAAUUAUUGUAGUUGUAUCAUGUUCCAUUAAUGGGACUUAUGUUACACAAAAGAUUUAGAUUUUCAAGAGACAAUUAAAUCUUUAUUAAGGUUGUAAUUACCCAGGGAAAGUUACAGGUGGAGCUAGGCUUGUUGUCCCUUUUUCAUGUCAUCAUGUAGUGUUCAAUAGAUUUCAAUGGUGUUGGCCAACAGUACCCUCUCCAUUAAUUUAUUCCAUCCAUUUACCUCUGCAGUACAGUAUAAUUUUUUUAUGCCUUUGUUUUGUAUAUGUAUUUGUCCUUUUCUUCUCAGUGUUACGAGUUUCAAGAAUCUUUCAUACUCUAUAACAAAAGAAAAAGAAAAAAUACAUUCUACAGUUAGUACUACUAUUACUACUACUAACAACUAUAGAAUGCCCCUUUUUUUUCUUUUGCUUCAACUUUUGAUCUGGUGCUUAAAAACUUUCCUCGAAGCUCUUACGCUAUUUUGUCUCAAACUAUUACAUUCUACUAUUAGUCUAGUAGAAUGUUAGUAGAACUAACAUUCUACUAGACGUAGAAUGUCUACACCUUUGUUAAAGUAUGGACAUCAAACAGUUUAAUAAUUUCUUCAUUACUGUAUUUGAAGGCUAUUCUGAAAUGAUCAAAGUAACAUAGGCUUCUCCUUGAUGUGUGAUCCUUGAGGUUGCCCUUAAGUGUCUUUUUCACUACUAAGUUUGUAUUUUUGCUUAACUUGUAAACUAAAUUUGGCCUUGUUGUGCCCAUUGCACACAAUUUUGGUCUUAUAUUGUGUGUUACUCCAUGCAAUUACUUUUUCUAGUUCUUUUUGAAGGGCAUGGUGCUUCAUUUUUCCCCACUCUGAAAUCGAGUGGGUAAAACAUUGCCACUCCAGGUAAAUCGUAUAAAUAUUGUAUGGACUUCACUAGUGCCUAAUACCAAGGCUUGUGGGAUCCUGCCAGUAACAUUUCUCCAGUUUUAAAAUUUAUUGUUUUUAAUCAUUGCAUACAUCUUGAUAGAAUAUUUUUGUUCCCAAGUGGUAAAUUUUUGUGGUGUUGUGAUGUGUGCCACCUUCCAGAGCACUCUCCUGAUGGGCACUUUAUCAAACACCAUAUUUAAGUCCACACACACAUCAAGAUCAAAUCUACCAACCAUCUCUAAAAUAUCAUUGUAUAUCAUAAAAAGUAAUUUAAAUUCAAAGUGCAUGGUGUUCCCGUUUGAAAAUUUAACUUGUUUAAUUUUUAUUAGUACUGGAUACCUGUUAAAUAGGUUUUCUGGUAAGAUUAAUUCUUAAAUGCAUACAUGUUCUUUCACUGGUACUGCAACUCAUUCACUUCUCCUAUUUUGUAUGUCUUCUCCAAAGUGAAUAGCCCCUUCGUAAUACCACCACAUUUAAUGACUACACCCUACUUUCAAUGUCAUCCUUUAAUUUUGAGCAUUUCUGAGCAUUUUUGCUAUUUAUGUCCCUAUUACUCACUUUAGGUAGUGGACCUUUUACUUCUCACACCUCCUGCUGUAAUGAACUUACAUUCUCAUUGUGAAGCUUUUAACUGUAUCUACAACUUUCACCGAGUUCUUUUCCUCUUCUAUGGCAUUCUCUAUCUUUAAUGCCAUUUCCUUUUUCUUUACAACGAAGAACUUUAAUUGACUUUGAUCUACCUGGCUUGACACCUUCUGCUCAUAAUUACUUAUGUGGGUCUACUAUACUAUAUUUUGAACCAGUUUGUGAUUUGUGAUGGAUUCCUUUCUAAUCUCUGUAAUGGUCACCCGUUCACUACUAUCCAUAGCUUCCCUACUUUUGUAUAUUUGUGGCAAUAUUUUUUAUUAGAUAAAUGGAGAACUUCAGUGUUCGUACCUUUCCAUCGUCAAGGCUUGUAUAUAGUUGAAAUAGUCAUUACAACUUGUGUGUUUAUAGUAGAUCAAGAAUAUUUUUUUGUUAAGUAGCAUUUAAAUAGAUGUAGGAUCGUUAAUAUAUUAUAGAUUUUUAUAGUUAAAUUGAUGAGCUGUGUUAAAAGGAGUGUUUAUUUUUUUUUUUAAAUUGAAAUAUUAAAAUGUUAUUACCUUUCAGUGUUUGUUGUACGAGUACUGUACAUGCAGACAUGCUUCUUUCUAAUCUUACACUUUUGGUGUUCUAAAGUCGAAACGAUCCUAUAUACUGUAUCUAAAUGUGAUAUAAUGUGUGAAAUUUAAAGUUGAUGCAGAUUUUCACACUUGACUAUAAAUUCUCGACUAGAUGUGAUACCUGAUAAUCUCAACAUUUAUAUUAUUAAUAUUUAUAAGAUAAGGCAUGUUGCACUGGUUUAAAGUUAUAUUAAACAUUGUGCAAGUUCAGUGUUUAAUAAGGCAUGUUGUGUUUAAGUUGCUAGUUAUGAGAUGGAAGGCAGUGAAAAAUAUUGUUGCUUCAGUAAACUAUCCACCACAACUAAGCACAUGCCUCAAUGGAAACAAUGAAGCUGGCUUUUGUAAAUUGGAUGCAGCUUGAGCUACAGAUUUUUGGGUUUGGUCACCACCAAUACACAAGGUUGUUGGUGUGGAAUUAACAUGUUAGAAGGAUUAUAUAUUGUGAAUGUUGAUGACAGUGUUGGAUAUAAUAAACUACACGCCUAAUGGGAAUGUGAGAAACUGUGCUCCAAUGUGAAGUAUGUUUGGAUAGUGAAGUCAAAUUAAAUAGAAUUUAAUAGUUACAGUAUUUAUGAAAGUGUGAACCAAGACAUCACGAACUAAAAAAGCAAGUGUUUCAUCAGAGCAUCAUAGCUGAAAUAAAGAUUUCAAUGUGGAAUGGUUUUAAAUAAUUUGAAACCAUCUCUUUCUUGGGUAAGAGAUGGGCAGAUUUUGUAUUGGUCUCCCAUGCCAGGCUGUUUUAAAAUUGAGAAACUUGUGCUAAAACUACAGUGGUUGGCCAGCGGUUUGGGAGACUUGUUUUAGUAUUAAAAGUAUUGCCAUGUAUCACAAAUGUUUUGCUUUAAUUUGACAAUAAAAAUAACCGACUUUA
This is a messenger RNA of Procambarus clarkii (red swamp crayfish), 9059 nucleotides long. Lineage: Eukaryota; Metazoa; Arthropoda; Malacostraca; Decapoda; Cambaridae. The record is from RefSeq and is a predicted model, not a curated record.